UUUAAGGACCUGGAAACAAUAAUAUCAGAGAGGGCUUGAGGCAACAGAAACAGAAAAAUAGAAAAAUAGAAAAGAAAAAAAUUAAAAUAUAUAUAAAAGAGGCAGGCAGCUUAGCUUUGUUUCCUCGUUGUUAGGUAGCUUUGUUUCCUCGGUUGUUCUUGUUCUUGUUUGCUGUGGUAUAGUGAGGAAGGGAAAUAAAUAAUAAAAAGAAGAAGAAGAAGAAGAAGAAAAUUAAAUAGUUUUGGAGAGAGAGAGAGAGAUGGGGAGGGGGAGAGUGGAGCUGAAGAGGAUUGAGAACAAGAUCAACAGGCAGGUGACCUUUGCGAAGCGAAGGAACGGGCUUUUGAAGAAAGCCUACGAGCUUUCCGUUCUUUGUGAGGCUGAGGUUGCUCUCAUCAUCUUCUCCAAUAGAGGAAAGCUGUACGAGUUUUGCAGUAGCUCAAGCAUGCUCAAAACUCUUGAGAGGUACCAGAAGUGCAACUAUGGAGCACCAGAGACAAAUGUAUCUGCAAGGGAGGCCUUGGAAUUGAGUAGCCAGCAGGAGUAUUUGAAGCUCAAGGCACGUUAUGAAGCCCUACAACGAAACCAAAGGAAUCUUCUUGGAGAAGAUCUUGGCCCUUUAAGCAGCAAAGAGCUUGAAUCACUUGAAAGGCAGCUGGAUAUGUCUCUGAAGCAGAUCAGAUCGACACGGACCCAAUGCAUGCUGGAUCAGCUCACAGAUCUUCAGCGAAAGGAGCACAUGCUAAAUGAAGCAAAUAAGACCCUGAAACAAAGGUUGUUUGAGGGAUACCAUGUAAAUUCACUCCAAAUGAAUCCAAAUGCUGACGAGUACGGCCGGCAACAAACUCAAGCUCAUGGCGAUGGCUUCUUCCAUCCCUUAGACUGCGAGCCGACGUUACAGAUUGGAUACCAGAACGAUCCAAUAUCAGUGGUCACAGCAGGUCCAAGCGUGAGUAAUUACAUGGCAGGAUGGUUGCCAUGAUAAUAGAAAGUGUGUAUGGAGAGCAGCCAGCCAUGAAUGGUAAUGCAUAUUUUCUUUUGAUAAGAAGAUACAGUAUGUUCCUUUAUGUUUCUUCUUCUUUUUUUUCUUUUUUUAAAUUUGACCAAAAAAGGACCAUAUUGUAAUUGUAUGGACUUAUGCCAUAACUCUGGACCUGAAGAGUUGUGUGUGCAUGCUCUCAAGCAACUGUGCUUUCUUUCUUUUAGCUUCGCAAGCUUUGCUUUUGAAUUAAUAAUAUAUCUUUCUAAUAUUAGACUCUGUA
Prunus dulcis (almond) is the source of this 1262-nucleotide messenger RNA. RefSeq names its product agamous-like MADS-box protein MADS4. Gene Ontology annotation, molecular function: DNA-binding transcription factor activity, RNA polymerase II-specific; protein dimerization activity; RNA polymerase II cis-regulatory region sequence-specific DNA binding. Gene Ontology annotation, biological process: positive regulation of transcription by RNA polymerase II. The record is from RefSeq and is a predicted model, not a curated record. Lineage: Eukaryota; Viridiplantae; Streptophyta; Magnoliopsida; Rosales; Rosaceae. Gene Ontology annotation, cellular component: nucleus. The transcript is spliced from 8 exons. Bases 260 to 982 code for a protein of 240 amino acids.